Messenger RNA from Candoia aspera, 2260 nucleotides. RefSeq names its product heparanase (gene HPSE). NCBI's taxonomy places the organism in Eukaryota, Metazoa, Chordata, Lepidosauria, Squamata, Candoiidae. Gene Ontology annotation, biological process: cell-matrix adhesion; angiogenesis involved in wound healing. Gene Ontology annotation, molecular function: hydrolase activity, acting on glycosyl bonds. The record is from RefSeq and is a predicted model, not a curated record. Gene Ontology annotation, cellular component: membrane; extracellular matrix. The transcript has 12 exons. Bases 38 to 1684 code for a protein of 548 amino acids.
CCUCUCCGCCUCCCAGCCGGCGCGCCGACCCAGCGAGAUGCCGCCGCCGCCGCUGCUGCUCCUGCUGCUGCCGCUGUUGCAACUUUGCGGCUGGCGGGUGCAGGACGCGGCUGGGUCGUGGGCAGAGCCGGGGCGAGCCGAGGACGGGGCAGCGCUGAGCUUCCACCUGAGCCGCGAGUCGGCGCGGAAGGUCAGCCCGUUCUUCCUCUCCGUCACCCUCGACUCCAACCUGAUCACCAACCCCAAGUACAUCACCUUCCUCGGCUCUACAAAACUUCGCACAUUAGCAAGAGGCUUAUCUCCUGCAUUCUUGAGAUUUGGUGGCACCAAAGGAGACUUCUUGAUCUUCGAUCCUCAACAGAAGCCAACACCCGAGGAGAAGAUUUUUCAGGAUUUCCUUAGAAAACAAGCAACUGUGGACAUCUGUGGAUUCAGAUCUGCCCCUUUGGACUUCAUAGAGCGAUUGCAGGUUCAAUGGCUUUUCCAGCAGAAGCUCAUCUUCAGGGAACAGGAAAAGAAUAAGUAUAAAAACAUCACAUUCACACGAAGUACACUGGAUAUUUUAUACAAUUUUGCAAAUUGCAGUAAUUUGCAUCUGAUCUUUGGCCUCAAUGCCUUAUUACGAAAAAGCAGUUCCCAAUGGGAUAGUUCUAAUGCUCAGCUGAUUUUGAAUUAUACUGAUUCCCAAAAUUACAUCUUGUCUUGGGAACUAGGAAAUGAGCCUAACAGCUUUUUGCAUAAGUCUGGAAUAGAAGUUAAUGGCUUCCAACUUGGUCAAGACUUCAUACAACUCCGGCAGCUUUUGAACAAUUACAUCCACUACAAAAAUGCCCAAAUCUAUGGCCCUGACUUAGGAAGGUCAAGUCGGAAGCACAGUAAGGCUUUGCUUAAAAGUUUUCUGAAGUCAGGAGGCAAAGUACUUGAUUCUGUCACAUGGCAUCAUUACUAUAUUGAUGGACGAAUUGCCACGAGACACGAUUUCCUGAAUCCAGAUAUACUGGAUAGCUUCAAGACCAAUGCAGAAGAAGUACUUGAGAUUGUUAAUAGCACAGUACCAGACAAGAGCGUGUGGCUGGGAGAAACAAGUUCAGCCUUUGGAGGUGGAACGCCAAAUCUGUCUAAUGCAUACAUUGCUGGCUUUAUGUGGCUGGACAAGCUUGGACUGUCAGCCCAGCUGGGCAUUGAUUUAGUGAUGAGACAGGUUUUAUAUGGAGCAGGAAACUACCAACUGGUGGAUGCCAGCUUUGAACCUUUGCCAGACUAUUGGCUAUCCCUGUUGUACAAGAAACUGGUAGGCACCACAGUUCUGCAUGUGGCCAUAACAGGCUUAGAUCCAAAGAAGCUUCGCGUGUAUCUUCACUGUACCAAUACACACCACCCGAGGUACAGAGAAGGUGACGUCACUUUAUUUGCCUUAAAUCUCUACAACAGCACAAAGCACCUGCACGUACCAACUUACUUUUCCAACAAGCAAAUUGAUGAGUAUCUUUUGCUACCCCAUGGAAAGGAUGAGUUACUUUCCCGGUCUGUUCAGCUGAAUGGUUAUCUCCUAAAAAUGCCAGAUGAUGAGACGUUGCCAGUUCUCCAGGGAAAACCUCUUAGUCCUGGGGACAGCCUUGAGCUUCCAGGUUUCUCUUACGGAUUCUACGUAAUAAGAAAUGCCAAAGUAUUGGCUUGCGUUUAGUAAGUUAAUACACAUUUUCCAAAUCUGGAAGACUAAGUUUUGAUUGCGAUUUACGACUUCAGCCCAGAGACGGACAAACCUUUUUAAUAACAUUUUAUUUUUUCCCCAAGCACAUGUUCGUUUGUCCCCUCUUCACGAGUUAGUAAACCUUUUUAAUUAAAAACCAAACAAUUCAUAAACAUUUUGUAUGCAUGAAAAGUCUAUACUUUCUUGUAAGCAAUUUUCCCUGCUUUUUUUUUUUUUAAAUCGAACUGCAUCACAACAUUUGGAAAAGCCCCCAAAUCUUCCAGUUUGCAAGUUACACAUUAGGCUGGUUUGUAUUUGCCCUGAUCUUUAUUCUAGCUAAAGUAAAAUUUGUCACAGACUCUUUCCAGAUAUUUUAGGGGCAGAAACCAAGCAGGAAUAAAAGGCAAUGCCUGUGCUUCAUGCUCUACUGCCAUUCAAGCUUUUCUUUGAGUUCUUCUAAAAAGAAUAUAAAGCACUUUAUUUCCUCUGAUGGUAUCUGAGGAAUGAAGGCUGUGGUGUCAAAUCAGGAAAUGGAUGGGAAAGGUAGAUUAUAGAACUGCUGUGAAUAAA